Andrographis paniculata is the source of this 749-nucleotide messenger RNA. Its product is annotated as cysteine proteinase inhibitor A-like. NCBI's taxonomy places the organism in Eukaryota, Viridiplantae, Streptophyta, Magnoliopsida, Lamiales, Acanthaceae. Gene Ontology annotation, molecular function: cysteine-type endopeptidase inhibitor activity. The transcript has 3 exons. The record is from RefSeq and is a predicted model, not a curated record. The coding region runs from base 148 to 513 and encodes 121 amino acids.
AGACGUGAAGGCAAAGCAGAAUCUCUGCAACGCGAGAAGAAGAAGAAGAAGUAGAACUGAUCACGGACGAGUGGGGGAGUCGUGGAGGAUUGAAUCGGCCGAGUAAUUUGAGUGGAGUUUCUGGGAAAAUUUUCAGUGUUUGCAAAUAUGGGUGACGUGAAGAACGGAAAGCUUUACGUAAUUUUGUUAUUGGUGAUAUUUUGUGUGUUUUGUGAUGCUGAGUCGGGGGAGAUGGAAAUUGUUGGUGGUCAGAGAAAUGGCAGCCAGAACAGCGCGGAGAUCGAGAGUAUCGGUAGGUUUGCUGUUCAACAGCAUAACGAUAAGCAGAACGCUGUUCUCAAGUUGGUGAGAGUAGUGAAGGCGAAAGAACAGGUUGUGGCCGGUAAAAUCUACUAUCUUACCCUGGAAGCAGCCGAUGGUGAGAAGAAAAACUUAUACGAAGCGAAAGUGUGGGUGAAGCCAUGGAUGAACUUCAAGCAACUUCAGGAAUUCAAGCCUGCAAAUGAUCAUUGAAGAUUCCAUCAGUUUCGAAGUUACAUUGACAUUAAAUGAGGAGAUUCGACAAAAGAGACUCAGUUUCAUUGUAAGCAAGUAGUAUGACACUAUGAAUGAUAACUAAUGAAUGGGAAAAUAUACAGUAUGCAAUGCAAUAUAUGUGUAAACCGUAGGUUGCCUUUACCUUGACUAUGAAGUAUCUGUAUACUGUCAUCUGAUUUCGUACAUAAAGUAAAUAUGUGCCUAUUUUGAUA